AUGUCUCCAGUGAUAAUUAGCAAGCGACGCCAUGUCAAGUGCGACGAAGGACGACCAGCAUGCCUCUUGUGUACCAUGACAGGCCGAGACUGCAGCUUCACAUUAGAAGAAGGAACAUCAUCAGCGUCGGAUAUAUCCUCUAGAGAAAGCUUAUUCGCCUCGAUCGGCCACAAUACAGAGACUACCACGUCAGCGACUCCACCAGAUAGCCAUGGCAUUUCCUUCGGCAAAGUGGUUAACAUGGAACAUAUGGAACUCUUUGUGCAUCUCGUCACAACCAGGGAUCUUUUCAGCCUAGGUGAUAAUGUUGAUGAUUAUCAGUCCACCUUUGAAAUCUGUCUCAAAGAAAGUGUCAAGGCACCUUAUCUUCUACAUCAAAUGUUGGCGUUUUCUGCACGUCAUUUAGCGGCGAUACAUCCGGACCGUACAUCACACUACCUUGAACAAGCUGUCAGUUUGCAGACAAGAGCUGUAUCUUUGUUCAAUGAGACAAGCAGGGAAGUCGAUUCUUCAAAUUGUGUCGCCAUCCUUCUCUUUUCUGUUACACUCGGUCAUCACUUAUUAGCUGAUGCACUGGCUUAUCGUGGACCAGAUGGAUUAGAUGGGUUUCUGGCUCACUAUGUACAAUGCGUGGACUUGAACCGAGGUAUAUACAACGUCGUCGUCUCUGCUUGGCCUUUGCUCGCCGAUUCUGAGCUGGAACCCGUCUUAUCAUGGAGUAAGACAGAGUCAGCGAAAGAGCCCAGAGGGACCGAAUGCUUGCCCAUUAUCAAACUGAUAACAGAGUCUAAAUCUCUCACAGAGGACGAAAAGAAAGCAUGCCAAGUUGCAAUUAACUUCCUUCAACUUGGCUUCGACGCGAUAGCUUCCGAGGAAAAGGGCUCUCGGUAUCGUAUGAUCUUCCAAUGGACAAUGUUGGCGUCUCCAGAUUUUACGACGCUUUUAUCAGCAAGGAAGCCAGAAGCUCUGAUUCUGUUGAGUUAUUAUGCAUUGCUGCUACAUUAUGGAAGGAAAUUGUGGCAGAUUAGAGACACGGGGAUGCACCUAAUGGGUUUCAUUACUGAUAAUCUUCCAUCAGAAUGGCAUUUCUGGCUCGAUUAUCCCCGCAGUAUAUUAUCCCUCGAGAUACUGUAG
This is a messenger RNA of Fusarium pseudograminearum CS3096, 1134 nucleotides long. RefSeq lists its product as uncharacterized. Bases 1 to 1134 code for a protein of 377 amino acids. Gene Ontology annotation, molecular function: zinc ion binding; DNA-binding transcription activator activity, RNA polymerase II-specific. The record is from RefSeq and is a predicted model, not a curated record. The transcript has 3 exons. Gene Ontology annotation, biological process: regulation of transcription by RNA polymerase II. Lineage: Eukaryota; Fungi; Ascomycota; Sordariomycetes; Hypocreales; Nectriaceae.